This is a messenger RNA of Colletotrichum costaricense, 924 nucleotides long. Its product is annotated as pectate lyase B. The record is from RefSeq and is a predicted model, not a curated record. Gene Ontology annotation, molecular function: pectate lyase activity. Bases 1 to 924 code for a protein of 307 amino acids. Lineage: Eukaryota; Fungi; Ascomycota; Sordariomycetes; Glomerellales; Glomerellaceae. The transcript is spliced from 2 exons.
AUGGUAACUUUUGCCCUCCUCGGUGCCGCCACAGCUGCGCCAACUUCCACUCUUGAUCAAAAGUCAACCGGAUCCAUUGCUAAGCGCACUUCCAUCACGGAGACUUGCAAUAUUGGAUACGCUAGCACCAACGGAGGGACGACUGGUGGCGAGGGCGGAUCAACGGCCACCGUCUCUACCCUGACUCAGUUCACCAAGGCUGCCGAGUCGAGCAGCAAGUUCAACAUUGACGUCAAAGGCUCCAUCUCUGGCAGCGCAAAAGUACGUGUUGCUGCAGACAAGACCAUUGUGGGUCAGAAGGGGUCCAAGAUCACUGGUGCCGGCCUAUACAUCAAGGGCUUCUCCAACGUCAUUGUUCGUAAUCUCGCCAUCUCGAAGGUCAAGGAGGCCUAUGGCAACGCCAUCGGUAUCGAGUCCUCCACGAAUGUCUGGAUUGACCACGUUGAUGUAUCAUCCGACAUGAGCAGUGGAAAAGACUACUACGAUGGGCUCAUCGACAUCACCAGAGAUUCUGACUGGAUCACCAUUUUCAACUCCGAUAAGGGCAAACUCCACGUUACCUAUGCAAACAACGACUGGAACAAUGUCAACUUGCGAAAUCCUUCGAUGCGCUUCGGUACUGUGCACAUUUACAAUAACUCCUACAACAGAGUCGGCAGCACAGGUGUGAACACUCGAAUGAGUGCCCGAGUCCAUGUCGAGUCCUCUGUUUUUGAGAAUUCGAGCAAGAAGGUCAUCUUGUUCGCCGACUUCAGCCAGACCGGCUACGCCACAGUCUCCGAUAUGUCAUACGGUAGGGGAGAGAACACAGCGCCUAAGGGUGACUUUGGUUCUAGCAAAAUCCCUUACAGCUUUUUACUUUACGGAAAAGCCAACGUCAAGAGCAAGGUUCUGGGAACGGCAGGACAGACUCUAAGCCUUUGA